GAUUAUGAUAGACUUAGUGGACACGACUAUAGAAAAGACUUUUUUAAGAUUUCCUAGAUUAGUUGUACUUAUGAGAAAUAAAGCACGAGCUUGGCUAGAUGAAUGUAAAGAACAAGCAAAAAAUCAUAUUAACUUUACAUAUCAAAUGGAACUAACUGCUUAUCCAUAUACUCUCGAUGAGAAAUUGAUGAUAGACUUAAAGAUGGAAUAUUUUGAAUCUCUUCGCGAAGCAGCGAAGAAUGAAAUUAAUAAUAAAACUUCAACUGAUACGUUAAAUGUCAUAGCAUCAGUUAUGGCAUACUUAAAAAUUGCAAUUAAACGCUAUGUUGAUGUUAUCCCUUUAACGAUAAUUCACUCGUUUAUUAAUGGAUUUAGUGAUC
Scutellospora calospora is the source of this 380-nucleotide messenger RNA. Lineage: Eukaryota; Fungi; Glomeromycota; Glomeromycetes; Diversisporales; Gigasporaceae. The record is from the annotation of a GenBank genome assembly.